AUGGGGCAUAAGAAGCGGAACAUCGCUCCUCGCUCCAAGGCAGCAGCGGCGUCGUCGGAGGAUGCGGUAGCCGCCGACGGUGUUGCUUCAAACCCUUCCUCUGCCAGAAAACCCGCGAAAUCGGAUUCUGCUGAUUUGGACGGGUACGGGAUCGCCAACAGCAACGAGAGCCCUUCUUCUUCUUCUUCUUCCUAUGCUAUGUUGAAGACCGAAUGCGAGCGUGCCCUCAACGCUAUGCGCCGGGGGAACCACACCAAAGCCCUAAGGCUGAUGAAGGAUUUGUGCACGAAGCACGAGAGUUCUCCCCACCUGGCUUUGAUUCACCGUGUCCAGGGCACUGUGUGCGUGAAGAUGGCCUCCAUACUCGACGACCCGAACGCGAAGCAGCGGCAUAUGCGGAAUGCCGUGGAGAGUGCCCGGAGGGCCAGCAGCCUGUCCCCAAGUUCAAUUGAGUUUGCGCACUUCUACGCCAAUCUGCUGUACGAAGCUGCAAAUGAGGGGAAGGAGUACGAGGAGGUGGUGCAGGAGUGCGAGAGGGCUUUGAUGAUCGAGAACCCUGUGGACCCUGCCAAGGAGAGCUUGCAGGAGGAGAAUCAGCAGAAGAUCUCGACAGCCGAGGCUCGAGUGGCCCACGUUCAGAGUGAGCUCAGGUCGUUGAUUCAGAAGUCGAACAUCGUCUCCCUCUCGACUUUGAUGAAGAAUCUGGGCAAUGGGGAUGAGACGUUUCGGUUGAUUCCAAUCAGGAGGGUAACUGAGGACCCGAUGGAGUUGAGAUUAGUUCAGACACGGAGGCCGAACGAGAUUAAGAAAGUGGCCAAGACACCCGAGGAGCGGAGGAAGGAAAUUGAGGUUAGGGUGGCUGCGGCUCGUCUUCUGCAGCAGAAAUCGGAGUCCCCUCGUUUGGUCAAUGAUGAGGAUAGUGGUAAUAACAAUAGCAGGGGGCCGGAUUCUGGUAUGGGUUCAGGUCACAGAUCAGGAGAAAGAAGGAAGUAUGGUAAUGCGAGGAAAAACGUAACUUCGGAUGAGAGAAGGGAUUUGGUCUGGUCAUAUUGGAACUCUGUGAGUGUAGAUGUGAAGAAAGAUAUGCUGAGAAUUAGUAUAUCGGAUCUGAAGGAGCAUUUUAGUUCAUUGAAAGAUGGGUUGUCAAUGAGUGAAGUGUUGAACGAGGCUUUAUCUUUCGGGAAGAAGCACAAAAUGUGGAAGUUUUGGAUGUGCUGUCGUUGCAAUGAGAAAUUUGCUGAUGCUACUUCAUUCAUGCAUCACGUUGGGCAGGAACAUGUGAGCUGCUUGCUGCCCAGAAUGCAGUUCAUUUUGCCCCAAAGUGUGAAGGAUGAAUGGGCUGAGAUGCUUCUACACUAUUCUUGGAAGCCCCUAGACCUGAAUGAAGCAAUUAGGAUGGUUGGGAGACAGCAAAUAUCAGUGGAGUCUGAUUUCCUUGAGGAAUCCACUAACAGCAUGGAUGAUUCAAAAGAUUGCUUUCUCGAUUCAUAUUGCAGUGGGUACGAAUGGGAAUUAUCACCUAGGAAGAAAAGAUCAGGUGAUAAGUUCGGCAGCAGUGGCCAGGACAGCAGGGAUUUUGAAGGGGUUGAGUGGAUGGACUGCGAUGGAGAUCGCAGCAGUAAGGAAAAUUUACUAAAUGAAAAUUGGCCUUUGUCUGAUGACCCUGAGCGUGCCAAGCUUCUAGACAGAAUACAUGGCGUUUUCCAGACACUUAUAAAAAACAAAUAUCUGGCAGCAAGUCACCUUAGCAAGGUUAUCAAUUUUGCAGUGGAGGAGCUGCAGAGUCUUGCUUGUGGUUCACAGCUGCCCCAUUCCAAAUUGGAACAAUCACCUAUCUGCAUCUGUUUCUUGGGUGCCCCAGAGCUUAAGAAAAUCCUGAACUUUUUGCAGGAAAUCUCACAUGCUUGUGGACCAAAUAGAUAUUCUGAUAAAAGUAAUGAUGGAGAAGAUUCAAAUACUCGGGCACGAGGUAUCGAGAUCUUGGAGAAGUUAUUUUUUGGUCAAGACGAUUCAUAUUUGGUCCUUGAUGAGCAUUUUCUCCCCUGCAAGGCCCCUUUAUCUUUUGAUGAUACCAUUAAUUCUUCCAGUGCAGUAAUUUCAUCUCAUUUGCGCUAUGAGAAUGGCGUCAUACUUGAUUCAGAUGCAUUAUUGUCCUGGAUAUUUAAGGGCCCUACGAGUGGUGAACAAUUAGCAUCCUGGAUGAGGAUGAAAGAUGAGAAAGCUCAGCAGGGUUUGGAGAUUCUCCAGUUGCUUGAGAAGGAGUCUUACCAUCUGCAAGGCUUAUGUGAGAGAAAAUGUGAGCACAUGAGUUAUGAGGAGGCAUUGCAGGCCGUGGAGGAUCUCUGUCUGGAAGAGGGAAAGAGAAGAGAACUUGCUACAAUUUUGGUCCGCUGCAGUUAUGAUUCUGUUCUCAGGAGAAGACGUGAAGAACUUAUCGAAAACGACAACGAGGUUACCAUUAUCAGCAAUAGAUUUGAGUUAGAUGCCAUUACAAAUGUUUUGAGGGAUGCAGAGUCACUAAACGUUAACCAAUUUGGCCUUGAGGAAACAUACAAUGGUGUUGGUUCUCAUCUUUAUGACCUAGAAGCUGGUGAGGAUGAUGAUUGGAGAGAUAAAGACGAUAUACAUCAGGUGGACUCUUGCAUAGAAGUUUCAAUACAGAGACAGAAAGAGCAAGUUUCUAGUGAGAUAAGCAAAAUGGAAGCAAGAAUAAUGCGGAUACUUGUGGCGAUGCAGCAGUUAGAAGUUGAUCUUGAGUCUGCAUCUUCCCAUGAUUUUAGAACCAUCCUACUCCCUCUAGUAAAAUCAUUUAUGCGGGCACGCCUGGAGGAUCUGGCAGUGAAAGAUGCCAGAGAAAAAUCUGAUGCCGCAAGGGAGGCAUUUUUGGCUGAACUUGCUCGGGAUUCCAAGAAAGGCAUCAGUUCUGGAGUUGAUAAUUCAAAACAUGCUCACGAGAAGACUAAGGAUAAGAAGAAAAGCAGGGAGAGCCGGAAAAGCAAGGAUUCAAAGGCUACUCAGUCUGAUGAGCCGCCCAAUCAAAUAUCUGAAGAGAUAUUGUUUCCUAGUGGUUAUGAUGCUGAGGAUCUGGUUCCUGCACUUGCUGAUCCUGGGGUUGAUGAUGCUUUACGGCUACAGGAAGAGGAAUACAAACAUACAAUUGAGCUUGAAGCUGAGGAGAGGAAGCUUGAAGAAACUUUGGAAUAUCAAAGACGGAUAGAAAAUGAGGCGAAACAGAAACAUCUUGCUGAACAGCAUAAGAAAUACUUGAGAGCUGCUGAAAAACAAACAGAACCAGUUGCGGUGUCUCAUGCACAUUUUCAGUCCUACACCGAUGACAAAGAUGCGAGUGACCUAUCAACAAACAGGAAGAAGGAUGGAUUUGCUGAUGUUUCAGAAGGUGUGCUGGAUAUAUCUACGAAUGGGGCUAUGCUGCUAAGUGGCUUACCAAAUGGAGGUAUUUCACAAGGGGCUGUGUCUUCUGAUCGGCGCAUGGGAAGGAGGGGUAGACGGAGUAAGGGUCUAACCACCAAAUUAAGUGAUGGAAAAUGUCCUCCCCUGACAUCUGAAAAGGAAGAUAGUGAUGCUGGUCAGCCGAGAUUUGAACAAAUUUCAAAUGGUUAUGUUGAUAAUGGAGGAAAAACAUUGAGACAACUUCAAGCUGAGGAGGACGAUGAAGAGAGGUUUCAAGCUGAUCUACAGAAAGCUGUACAACAAAGCCUCGCUGUGACAGAUAAUGGUAUGGAUGAUUAUGGAACAGGGCUAAUGAAUGAAGUUGGUGAAUAUAAUUGCUUUCUCAAUGUUAUAAUACAGUCCUUGUGGCACCUAAGACGAUUCCGAGAUGAGUUUUUGCUAAGGUCGUCAUCAGAACACGUUCAUGUUGGUGAUCCUUGUGUUAUAUGUGCUUUGUAUGACAUCUUCAAUGCUCUGGGUAUGGUAUCCAAAGAUUAUAGAAGAGAACCUGUUGCCCCAACCUCUCUUAGAGUUGCUUUAAGCAAUUUGUACCCUGAUAGUAGUUUCUUCCAGAAGGGUCAGAUGAAUGAUGCUUCUGAAGUGCUGGGUGUAAUAUUUAGCUGUCUUCAUCGAUCAUUUACUCCUGCAUCUGUAGUGACUGAUACGAAAUUAGUAGAUACUAGCUGUACUGGCUCAUGGGACUGCACAAAUGCUUCUUGCAUUGCACACUCAAUAUUUGGAAUGGAUAUAUUUGAGAGAAUGAACUGUUACAACUGUGGCUUGGAGUCCAGAUACCUGAAAUACACGUCUUUCUUUCAUAAUAUCAAUGCCAGUGCUGUCAGAACAAUGAAGGUUAUGUGCCCAGAUGGCUCCUUUGAUGAAGUUUUGAACCUGGUUGAGAUGAAUCAUCAAUUAGCUUGUGAUCCUGAGGUUGGCGGCUGCGGGAAGCUCAACUAUAUCCACCACAUUCUCUCCUCGCCACCACAUGUUUUCACAACAGUCCUGGGUUGGCAGAAUACUCGCGAGAAUGUUGAUGAUAUAAUGGGGACAAUAGCAGCCUUGUCCACUGAGAUAGAUAUCAGUGUCCUCUAUCGUGGUCUUGAUCCCAAGAAUAGACACCGUCUGGUUUCAGUGGUUUGCUAUUAUGGACAACACUAUCACUGUUUUGCCUACAGUCACGAUCAUGAACAGUGGAUUAUGUAUGAUGACAGAAUUGUGAAGGUAACCAUGCUCUAA
Striga hermonthica is the source of this 4686-nucleotide messenger RNA. The record is from the annotation of a GenBank genome assembly. Lineage: Eukaryota; Viridiplantae; Streptophyta; Magnoliopsida; Lamiales; Orobanchaceae.